UCUCUAAAUAAAAACCCGCUACGAGUUCCCCUUUUUCAGUGUAGUCAAGAUAGUUGCAAAUGGAAAUCCCCCGAUGUGCAGCAUGGAACCGGAGGCGCACAUAAAAAGGGCGUUGCGCCGCCCUCUCCGCACACUUCACUGCUGACUGCGAUCCAGCGAGCGUCGCGAUGGAUGUACACAGAGCUGCCAUGAUGAACUAUGUGGAUUGUGAUGUGGAUGAAAUGGAUACGAAAAACAGGAAAAUGCAACACUGCGAGGAUCGCGUCGACAGCGGCGUGGAUUCUCUAAAGGAAGACGAGUAUAGGAAAAUAGUGGAGGAAAUGGAGACUUUGUCUUUGCCUGGCCCGAGCGUCAAUAAGGGGAUGUGUGAAUCUUGGACAGAAGAUGUCACGGAGGACGGAGACACGUAUCUUCACCUUGCCAUCAUUCAAGAGGCGGAAGAUUAUGCCAUCCAGAUUAUCAAACAGUGUCAGAACGACCCCUUCUUGAACAGACAGAACAACCAAAGAGAGACUGCACUGCAUCUCGCUGUCAUCACAGAUCAGCCGCACAUGGUGGCCAGACUGCUAAAGGCCGGCUGCGAUCCCCGGCUGGUCGAUCAAAGUGGAAACACGGCCCUCCACAUCGCCUGCAAAAGAGGCUCACUAGCUUGCUUCUCAGUGCUGACUCAGACUCAGAUUCAGACCCAGCAUCUGCACUCCAUUCUCAGCUUCCCAAACUACAGCGGACACACGUGUCUCCAUAUAGCAGCCAUUAACAACUACCUCUCAAUGGUGGAGAGUCUGGUCCAGCUUGGGGCAGACGUAAACGCAAAGGAGCAGUGUAGCGGCCGUACGUCACUCCAUUUGGCCGUGGACCUGCAGAACCUGGAUCUGGUGCACACGCUCGUCGCUCUGGGAGCUGAUGUUAACAGUCUAACCUAUGGAGGAUACACGCCGUACCACCUGACCUUCGGCCGACAGAACAGCGAGAUCCAGAGGCAGCUUUACACUCGGACGGCCCAAGAGCUCAGGGCGAUGCCAGAGAGCGAAUCAGAGGAGAGCGAUGAGGAGUGCUUUUCUGAUGACGAUUGUAUGUAUGAUGACAUCCAGUUCUGUGGGAGAUAGUCUGGCCCUCAGGACAACAUUCCCCAUAAUGCAAAGCAGCGAAGGCUGUAGGUGCUCUCAAGGUCUGGGACAGGGUGUGCCAUAUCCCAGGACGUCAAUCCCUUGAUGGGACUCCGCAAAAGUGGAAAAGAGGAGCUGAACCCUUCCCGGGGGCAUGAUAGUGGUGGUGCUGUUAACCAUGGAAAGAACCCCCGAGAUAGCUGGACCAAAACCUUUACCAAUAUUUUUGAAGUCAAAGAGUUGGGAAAAUGUAUAUUUUGUGAAUAUAUAGAGAUAUAUUUUUAUAUUUGUAAAUUUGUGAAAUGAAACACUUGUCAAUAAUGUGUAUAGUCUAUAUAUUACACUGUGAAAAUAUUUUUUACAUUAAAAACAAAAGAAAUGACAUGAA
Sinocyclocheilus grahami is the source of this 1494-nucleotide messenger RNA. RefSeq names its product NF-kappa-B inhibitor alpha-like. NCBI's taxonomy places the organism in Eukaryota, Metazoa, Chordata, Actinopteri, Cypriniformes, Cyprinidae. The record is from RefSeq and is a predicted model, not a curated record. The coding region runs from base 168 to 1106 and encodes 312 amino acids. Gene Ontology annotation, molecular function: NF-kappaB binding. The transcript is spliced from 6 exons. Gene Ontology annotation, cellular component: cytosol. Gene Ontology annotation, biological process: cellular response to tumor necrosis factor; toll-like receptor 4 signaling pathway.